UUUUAAUCAUCGGUGCAGGUUUUUUUAGACCAAAGCAUACAAUUCGUUUUUCAGACACGUUCUCACACCCGUGUCCAGUUUUGCCUGCAGUACACUGUACGUAAUCCACCAAACCGACAAUAGGACUCAGCGUAGUUAAGAAAAAAGGAAGGAAGUUGGCGUGACAGCGAUGGAGAUCCGGCCUUCUUACCACCCCAGUCUCAUCGUCCUCCCCCUCUUUCUACUCUUUUCUACUUUCUCUGACAAAAGACGAAGGAAGGAACGCUGAAAAAUGGGUCUUCGCCUCUCCGUCUUCUCCUUCUUCCUCCUCGCCUUCCUUCUUCAUUUUGCCAGAUCUGAUGAUACAAGCAGUGAACUUCUUAAAGGUAUCAACAGCUACAGAGCUUCCCUCAACCUUUCAGCAUUAACGGAGAAUCAACAUGCGGAGUGCUUGUCAGAACAACUGGCCAAACAGUUUAAGGGUCAAGAUUGCAGCAACACCACAGGCUCCAAUACUGUUCCUGGUACCGAGCAACAGUUCCCCAACUAUCCAGACUUUCUGAACCACUGCCAUCUCAAUGCAACGGUCACUCAAGAUGCUGCUGUAAUGCCAGCUUGUGUACCCGGUUUAGCUCGAGAUCUUGUCCUGACCAACUUCACAAAAUCCCAAUACUCUCAAAAUCUGAAUGAUAGUCAUUUUGUUGGAGCUGGGAUCGCUGAUGAAGGUGACUGGGUGGUGGUUGUUUUGAGCACGAACACGCCCACUGGUAGUUUUGCACCAGCAACAGGAGUUGCUUCAGUUGUUGAGGUCGCUCUUCACCACCAAUUGGUGCUGUUCCUGCUGGGAUUUUUCAUUUUCAUGAUGAAUUGAUAAGUGUUACAUCUGUCAAAAUCUUUUAUGUUUUCUCCAUUUAAAUUUUACUCAUCAGCUUUUGAAUCUUCCGUGACAAUAAACUAUAUUUUCAUGUAGAAAAGAUGGUAGUUUAAAGUAUGAACCAACAAUAUGGAUUUUGUCUUGUAUUUUUGCAGUUCUGUCUUGAUUACAAAGAUUAUACAAUGUCCGUAGCUGUUUUCGUCA
Molecule: messenger RNA, 1057 nt
Organism: Phoenix dactylifera (date palm)
Lineage: Eukaryota; Viridiplantae; Streptophyta; Magnoliopsida; Arecales; Arecaceae
Source: RefSeq, a predicted model, not a curated record